UUGAACCAGCCAUGGCUGGGGAAAUAGUCUAUGCUGAUUUAAACAUCCGUGGAGAUUCGUCCCUCACCAGCCGACCCCAACCUCCUCACCACCUCAAAUGCCAUCUCUUUCCCCGCUGGCAUCAGAUGGCUCUGAGGGUCAGCUGGGCUGCAAACGUCGUCCUGCUGGGAGCUAUGAUGGCCCUGAGCAUCUGGGUUUUUCAGGGCCCCUGCAGUAAAGCAGAGACCGGCACAUUGGCAUCGCACCUAAGACGGCGUCUGUGCGACUCCCCCCAGAACAGCUCAGCAGGGCCCCCCGGCUGCAGACUCUGUCCCUUGAACUGGCUGCUGCAUGGGGACAAGUGCUACUGGCUUUCCAAAGAGAGCAAAACCUGGAACGAGAGUCGCGAGGACUGCUCAGCGAAGAGCUCUCGAAUGCUCGUGAUCCAGGACCAGCGUGCGAUGGAAUUCAUAAAAACCAUCACAGAGGGGAAAUACCCAGUUUGGAUUGGACUGCACCUGACAACCUCCAAGGGAAACUGGACGUGGGUGGAUGGUUCCCUGUUAAAUCAAACAGGGGUCUCACUAUCGGCCCCUGACACUGGAAACAGCUGUGGGGUGUGGAAGGAGAAUCAGAUUCGUGGUGAAAUCUGCAGUGGUACCUUUAAAUGGAUUUGCCAGAGAGAAGCUGUCCUGAUAUAAAUGGCAUUAACGGAUCCCCUAUUUGAUUAAGGGACACACAGGACUAAGGUUCAGGCCUCAAAGGUGGAGGGCCGUUGCUGGGCCUGGGAAAACGCCACCCUCCACUCUGUCAGUGCUGGGACGCUUUCGAAAUACACAAGAGAAAGAGCGCCCCCCAGGGGCACGUUUAAGCACAGAAUGAACUUGUCUGCAUGCAAACGCACAUAGGAAGGGAACACACACAGAGCUGCACUUCGCAGGCCACGGCUGUAAGAGGACAGAGCUUCACGAACACAGCCUCAGAGUAUUGAUUAAUACUUUUAAUUACAAGUGCAAGUAAUCAGAGUUAGAUACAUUAAAUCUAUACAAUAAUCCCUGUAUUGAGUUUGUACCACUGAUUAGUAUAUUAGCUCCUCCCCCUUUUAAUCUUUGCAGUGGCUGUUUCCCACUGGGAUAGUGUGGAGGAGUCACCCAGCUAGUCUCAAAUACAAUUUGCUUCUGACUCACCUUUCUCCCAGCGCUGGUCUCCGCUCUAACUACACAGCAUAAGAUUAGGAUGCUCUGCAGCAAACCUAGACAUUGCAAUGUCUACUCUGGCCCAUCAGAUGGCGCUGGGCCAGGGAAAAAAAUAAAAAUAAACCAAUACAUAAAAGGAAAAUCAACAACAACACCACAGACUAGAACUAGCUGGAAAAGCAGCAUUUUGUCCUGCAAAAGUUUCAACAGGAAAAAAAAAUCCCAAACAUUUUUAAACAUUCUAAUGAAACAAUUUAAGGGCAAAACUUCUUUCCCCGCUCACAUGUUUUUACUUGUUCCCAAUUUCUUCCACUUUGGAGACAGUGAGUGAGAAAGGAUUUGUAGGAGGGUCGGGUUUUUUUAAAGAACA
This is a messenger RNA of Malaclemys terrapin pileata, 1545 nucleotides long. Its product is annotated as killer cell lectin-like receptor subfamily F member 1. The coding region runs from base 12 to 680 and encodes 222 amino acids. Lineage: Eukaryota; Metazoa; Chordata; Testudines; Emydidae. The record is from RefSeq and is a predicted model, not a curated record. The transcript is spliced from 6 exons.